This is a messenger RNA of Bemisia tabaci, 747 nucleotides long. The record is from RefSeq and is a predicted model, not a curated record. Lineage: Eukaryota; Metazoa; Arthropoda; Insecta; Hemiptera; Aleyrodidae.
AUGUUCAGUAGGAAAUUAAAAGCCUUAAAACAUCACUCGCCCGACUCUGUCGACGUGCGAGAUCAAACGCAGUUCAGGAAUCUUGUCUAUUGGCUGGAGGAUCAGAAGAUCAGAAAUUAUCAAAUUGAUCAGCGGGCAAAUCUUCAGAAGAUCGACUCUCCUGAUUGGCCGAAAGCUUUUGUCAAGUAUUGUAAAGACAAUGAUUGUCCCAUAGAGAGUGGAGAUCAAAUUGAAUGUCUUGAGUGGCUGCUGGGUCAUGCUGUCAAACUAGAAUACGCUGAUAACUUCGAAAAGUACAAGAACUUUUCUGCAGAGAAACUCGUCCAGACAUCAAGCUCUGCUCCGACAGUCAAAUCCGCUAACCCUCUAGACGCCCUUGAUUUUGAGAGUCAAGCAUUCAAAGACGGUGUGAAUGCACUUGCAAAACUUUUGAACAUUACUUGCCAUCCUGAUCACUUGGUAACAUUGAAAGCUAUCAGUCAAUUCGUCUGCCAACGUCUCAGACCUGAAGUUAUCGAAAAACCAGAACAGUUUAUUGUCAAAGGAAAACCAUUCCCAAUAGCAGAUAUUGAUUCUGGUUUCAACGAACCAGACCACGUUACGAACCUUGCUGCCAAAAUACUGCGUCUAUUGUACAUUCACGACUUGCGGGACCUGCAAACAAAAAUCAACGAGUGUAUCGUCAGUACUCAAAGUUUAACUGCCAACCCCAAAACAGACACAAAAUUAGGAAAAGUUGGGCGUUAA